AUGUGGAAAACUAAGAAAAGGAUCAUCAUACUACCUACAGAUGUCAGUAAUAAAAUCACAGGCCUCACAGAAGUUCAACUUCUGGAGAUGGCAAUAGCCGCUUCAUUAUUGACUGAACAACAGUGGCAUACAGCUGCAUGCUCCUCCAUUUGUCCUUUAUUCUCUCUCCAAGCAAAGCGUUUGCACCGUGACACUAAUAUAUUGUGGUGGUGCAGCUUCUGUGAUGAACUUUGCUAUGCCGGAAUUUGCCCUCGUUUUCAAAUAAUUGGGAGUUUCAAAAGCUACAGAAGAGAGAAGUUAAAAGGAGGCUUGGCUGUUGAUGAGCAUCGACCCGAGCUCUGUCCUUGUGAAAAUUUGGGCCUAUUUUUAUGUGCCUUAAAGAAGGCCUAUAUCGCAGGCUUUCUUUUAGACCCUCGGCCAAAACACAGAGCUGGGCUAGGCCUCCUGAAAGCCUAG
This is a messenger RNA of Dovyalis caffra, 456 nucleotides long. The record is from the annotation of a GenBank genome assembly. Lineage: Eukaryota; Viridiplantae; Streptophyta; Magnoliopsida; Malpighiales; Salicaceae.